Messenger RNA from Rosa rugosa (rugosa rose), 2903 nucleotides. Its product is annotated as BTB/POZ domain and ankyrin repeat-containing protein NPR1-like. The record is from RefSeq and is a predicted model, not a curated record. NCBI's taxonomy places the organism in Eukaryota, Viridiplantae, Streptophyta, Magnoliopsida, Rosales, Rosaceae. Gene Ontology annotation, molecular function: protein binding. Bases 925 to 2676 code for a protein of 583 amino acids. Gene Ontology annotation, cellular component: nucleus. Gene Ontology annotation, biological process: defense response to fungus; defense response to bacterium; systemic acquired resistance, salicylic acid mediated signaling pathway. The transcript is spliced from 4 exons.
CCCCAGCUGGGAUCGCUGAUGCCAUCCUCAUCGUCACCAAAGCGACUUCAUCCCCCUAAUAACGAAAUUACUCUCUUUCUUCUUCUUCUUCUUCCUCUCUCUCUCUCAGCUUUCUCUCAGCUUUCUCUCUCUCUUUGUCUGGCAACAAAUUAAAUAAUAAAAAAACUGAUCUUUGUGUGUCUCUCUCUCUCUGUAGCUUUGAAAGCGAAAAAUGAAGCUUCUGGAGGCCAUUGGGUCGGUUAUCCUUUUGCCUCUCAAUUAUCUUAGGAUUGAAGCUUCCUUUGCUUCUGGGAAAGUUUGUGUUUUUGUCACUUAAUGUUGUGAAGGUUUGUCCUUUUCCGUUUCUACACUGUGUUUCUGAUUCUGGGUAUUGAAUUUCAACUGGGAUUUGACAGGAAACUAACUGCUUUUUGUGCAAGUAUAAGUUUUUUUUUUUUUUUUUUUUUUUUUUUUUGACAUACAAGAUUUCUUAAGAGAAAUUAGAUCUUACCAAACAUUUUACUUGGUGCUAAUUCAGUGAGUUUAAGUGUGUAGGCAUUUGGUAGAUAAACAUUUUAUUGGAAGACUGUUCUUGUUUGAUCCCAGUUUGAGAUAGUUGGUCUUGCUAUCUAGCUCAAAUUUGUAUGUUAAAGGUAACCCAAAACUUGAUAGAUGGUUUUGUUUCUCUUGAGUGUUGAAAGUUUGUUAAUUUUCAAUUUGCAUCACAUUAGAUCAUCCCCUUUGUUUAAGUUUUGAGUGCUCUGUUUUUCUCUGAGUAUUGCGCUGCUUUUACUUGGAGAGUUUUUACUAUAUUGAAUCAGCAAGAUCAUAGUGACUUGAGGGUCAUAUCUGAAGUUCUUAGAAUCAAUAGAUUUUUGGGGUCUGGCCAUUCAAGGGAACUAGUUGAUGCAUCCUAGGCUCCAGCUUUAGGUCUAAAGUAGAUUAAUGGCCAAUUCAGCUGAGCCAUCAUCUUCUUUGAGCUUCACUUCACCUUCCCAUAUAUCAAAUGGUUCAAUCAGCCACAACUUAUCUUCCUUUGAAGCCGUGCCUAGUCUUGAAGUCAUCAGUUUGACCAAGCUCAGCCUUAGUUUGGACCAGCUCUUGGGUGAUUCUGGCUGUGAUUAUAGUGAUGCUGAAAUCAUAGUUGAGGGAGAAUCUGUUGGUGUUCACCGAUGUAUAUUAGCUUCUAGGAGUAAGUUUUUUUGCAAACUAUUCAAGCAAGAAAAGGGGUCUUCUGAGAAGGAGGGCAAACCGAGCAAACCAAAGUAUAGUAUGAAGGAUUUGCUACCUUAUGGUGACGUUGGAUAUGAAGCAUUUUCGGUUUUCUUGAGCUACGUGUAUACUGGAAAGCUGAAGCCUUCUCCCGUGGAGGUGUCAACUUGCGUGCACAAUGUAUGCGCCCAUGACUCAUGUAGACCUGCAAUCAAUUUUGCUGUGGAAUUGAUGUAUGCCUCUUCCAUUUUCCAAAUGCUGGAUCUGGUUUCAAUAUUCGAGCGACGCCUUCUUAAUUUUGUUGGGAAAGCUCUGACAGAAGAUGUUAUCCCAAUCCUUUUGGUUGCUUUCCACUGUCAGUUGAGCGAGCUUCUCACUCAUUCUAUAGAGAGAGUGGCACGAUCAGAUCUUGAUAGCAUCUGUAUUGACAAGGAACUUCCGUAUGAGGUUGUAGAGAAAAUUAAUUUGCUUCGUCGUGAUUCUCAACAUGAUGGUGGACUGAACACACCACCUGUGGACCCCUUGCGUGAAAAAAGAAUCAGGCGAAUACAUAAGGCAUUGGACUCAGAUGAUGUUGAACUUGUGAAACUUCUUUUAUCUGAGUCGAAUAUAACCUUAGAUGAAGCCCAUGCUCUCCACUAUGCUGCAGCUUACUGUGAUCCUAAGAUUGUUACUGAAGUUCUUGCUUUGGGUCUGGCUGAUGUUAACCUUCGGAAUUCUCGGGGUUAUACCGUGCUUCACAUUGCUGUGAUGCGCAAAGAGCCAUCAAUUAUAGUAUUGCUUCUUAGUAAAGGAGCUCGUGCAUCAGAGCUGACAUCAGAUGGUCAGAGUGCGGUUAGUAUUUGCCGGCGGUUGACAAGGCCAAAGGAUUAUCAUUCAAAAACAGGGCAGGGGCAAGAAACGAACAAGGAUCGAAUUUGCAUUGAUGUUCUAGAGAGAGAAAUGCGGAGGAAUCCAAUGGCGGGAGAUGCAUCUAUGUCUUCCCAAACAAUGGCUGAUGAUCUGCACAUGAAAUUGCUGUACCUGGAGAACAGAGUGGCUUUUGCCCGUUUGUUCUUCCCUAGUGAAGCCAAGCUAGCCAUGGUCGUUGCUCAAUCCGAGACAACGUCUGAGUUGCCAUCAAAAGGCUCAAGUGGGAACUUGAUGGAGGUUGAUUUAAACGAGACCCCCACUGUGCAGAAGAAAAGACUCCAUUCUAGGUUGGAAUCCCUUAUGAAAACAGUCAACAUGGGUAGAUGCUAUUUCCCCCAUUGCUCGGAAGUCCUGGAUAAGUUUAUGGAGGAUGACCUACCUGAUUUGUUUUUCCUUGAGACGGGCACCCCUGACGAGCAGAAAAUAAAGAGGAUGCGUUUCAUGGAGCUCAAGGACGAAGUCCAUAAGGCAUUUAGCAAGGACAAAGCCGAGCUCAACCUCUCUGGGUUGACUUCCUCAUCAUCCACCUCGUCUCCAAAAAAAGUUGGUGCAAAUCACAAGACUAGGAAAUAGUGUAGGGCAAGUAAAUUGUAUCUAAUAAGCCUUGCAAUUACGAGUAAAUCUUUUUAAAGUUACUUACGAGCAACUAGUGUUGCUCCUGUCUGUAAAAUCUCAGCAGAUGCAAAUUGCCCUGUUAACUACUUCUACAAACUAGCAAGUGCCUAGUUGUCCUAGUUUUGUCCUGUAGAAGAUGAUUCUGCGUAGUUGGCAUAUUGAUCAGUGAAAAUUAGUUUUGCCUA